AAAAUACACAAUUACAAACAGAUCUUUCAAAUUUGCAAUUUCAAUAUUUAGUUCAAGAAAAUAAUAAUUUACCUUUAUCUGAAACAUUAGAAAUUUUUGAAAAUAUAGAAAAUAAUCUUUUAGAAAAUGAAAUAUGGACUGAGGAAGAACUUUCAAAGUUUAAAACAAUAUAUUAUAAAACAAUAGAUGUUUUAGAAAAACAAGAUAAUGAUCAAAAAUUAGAAGAAAAAAUAAAUUUAUUGCAAAGUGAUGAUUUUAAAAAAUCUUUUGAAAAAGGUUGUUGUGAAAAAAAUUGUUUAUAA
Molecule: messenger RNA, 302 nt
Organism: Dentiscutata erythropus
Lineage: Eukaryota; Fungi; Glomeromycota; Glomeromycetes; Diversisporales; Gigasporaceae
Source: the annotation of a GenBank genome assembly